Molecule: messenger RNA, 1370 nt
Organism: Guyanagaster necrorhizus
Lineage: Eukaryota; Fungi; Basidiomycota; Agaricomycetes; Agaricales; Physalacriaceae
Product: amidohydrolase 2
Exons: 3
Coding region: 120-1319 (399 amino acids)
Biological process (GO): secondary metabolic process
Cellular component (GO): cytosol; cytoplasm
Molecular function (GO): carboxy-lyase activity; hydrolase activity
Source: RefSeq, a predicted model, not a curated record
GACAAGGGAUAAAUGAUCUACCUCUGGGAUCCAGUCCUGCCAGUGGAUGAGGAGGUGACGGAGCAAGGUCGGACCGGACGGAUCCGCGGAGCUGACAGGGACAACACGCUAAUUUCACGAUGAUAGGAUUAGGGAAACUCAGAAUGAGCGUCCCACUAGGAUUUUCCCACCGUUUCUCAUUUUCAUCCAUGUCUUUGAAACCUCUCGUCGACGUGCAUACUCAUGUAUACCUUCCAAGAUACGCUGCAUGGCUUCGGUCGCGUUCAGUUGCGCCCAAAAUCAUGUCAGCCGAGGGGGGAGAGGAGCGACUUUUGAUUCUGGAGAACGAACCUAGCGGUGGAAGGCCCGUAGGGCCCCAGUACUGGGACCGCAAAGAGAAGCUCAGGUUCAUGGAUCUGCACGGCAUCGAUAUAUCUUUUGUGAGCACAGCUAAUCCUUGGCUCGACUUCCUCUCCGCUGCCGAUGCGCAUGAACUUACGUUGGGGCUCAAUAAUGAUCUUGAAGAAUACUGCUCAACUGGGCCAUCGUACUCGGAUUCCGUUUUGAAGAGAUUAUACGGACUCGGCUUGCUUCCAUUGGUUCCCGGCAUCACCGUCGAAGCAAUUGUCGAAGCAGUGAACCAGAUAGCUGCUGCACCUCAUUUGAAAGGGCUGAUAAUGGGCACUAAGGGUAUCGGUAAAGGGUUGGAUGAUGAAGCGCUGGAUCCUGUUUGGCAAGCCAUCGAAGCCGCCAGUUUGGUUGUCUUCCUCCAUCCCCAUUAUGGCGUAGACAGCAAUGCGUGGGGUGACAAAGAUAACGGACACGUUCUGCCAUUGGCCUUGGGCUUCCCUUUCGAGACUGCUACCGCAACAGCUCGUUUAAUCUUGUCAGGCGUAUUUGACAGAUUCCCAUCGCUUCGGAUCCUUCUUGCCCAUUCUGGUGGAGCACUUCCUCAGCUAUCCUCCCGCUUGGCUUCGUGUAUCGAUCACGACCCCGUUGUCGCUUCUCGUCUCAAGCACGACGCGCGCUUCUACCUUGGUAAAUUAUACUUUGAUGCGGUCGCUUAUGGUCCAGAAGAGCUUGGUUUUGUCAGUGAGGUAGUUUCACGAUCAAAACGAUUCGAGACAGGAAGUACGAUAAAAGGGGAGGCAGACAGAAGAGAGGGAAGUCAGAGGAUGCUCUUUGGUACUGAUCACCCAUUCUUUCCUCCUCUCACGUCGACCGAGAAAUGGAAGAGCGUUGUGGAGAAUCUGGAAGCCAUCGCCUCCGUACCUGGUUGGGGAGAGUCGGAAAAGGAUGGCGUACGGGGUGGAAACGCGUUAUCAUUAUUCGGAUUAUAGAUGUAACACCUGCGUAGUAGGAAGAAAAAUAAUGGAAACAGGUUUUGGGAG